AUGCAGUCAAUACUACUGCUAGGCUUCUUCGCCACGGUCAUUGCCGGUCCCUUGCAGCAGCCAUUGGCCGACUUGCCGGCACGACUGAACGGUCGCUUCUUGCACAUAACAGAUUUUCAUCCCGACCGUCUGUACAAACCAGGGACCUCGAUCGAUCGCUCGUGCCACCAUGGCAAAGGGGGGUCGGGAUAUUUUGGCGCCGAAGGCACAGACUGUGACGCACCCCUCUCACUCAUCGACGAGACCUUUCGCUGGAUCGAAGAGAACUUGAAGGAUGAGAUUGAUUUUGUCAUUUGGACUGGUGAUUCCGCCCGACACGAUAACGAUGAAAAGCUUCCUCGCACCGCCGACGAGAUCCUCGAUCUCAACACCUACCUCUCGCAGAAAUGGAUCGCCAUGUUCAACCAGAACCAGAAACAGACGAACCACGCGAGUUCCGUCUCCAGACUACCUGUCCCCGUGAUCCCGACGUUCGGCAAUAACGACAUCAUGCCGCAUAACAUCUUCGACGAGGGCCCGAAUAAGUGGACGAAGCGGUUCGCGGAGAUCUGGAACGCCUUUAUCCCGGAGGACCAGCGUCAUACUUUCGUUCUAGGGGGCUGGUUCACGACGGAGGUAGUGCCCGGUCAGCUGGCAGUGAUCAGUCUCAACACGAUGUACUUUUUCGACUCGAACAGCGCAGUGGACGGGUGCGAGGCCAAGUCCGAGCCUGGGUAUGAACAUAUGGAGUGGUUACGGAUCCAGCUGAAGAUAUUGCGGAGUCGCAAUAUGAAGGCUAUUCUCAUGGGACAUGUGCCUCCUGCCCACUCGAGUGAAAAACAGAACUGGGACGAGACGUGUUGGCAGAAAUAUACACUCUGGGUGCAUCAGUAUCGGGAUGUGAUCGUUGGCUCGUUCUACGGUCAUAUGAAUAUUGAUCACUUUAUCAUGCAGGAUAGCAACAAGGUUAAUAUCGAUGUCCAGGUGGAUGGGAGGGUGUCUACUAGCUCCAAGUCGGAUUACCUCGAGUCACUCCGCGGCCAGUGGUCCUCGUUACCAUCGCCUCCAUCGGGAGUCUUCGAUGAGCUGGAUGCGGAGAUGGAGGCCGGUGCUGUCUCCGAUACUACAUUCAAGAAGGGGAAGAAGGAGAAGAAGAUGCGCAAGUUUUUAAAGAAGAUUGGGGGUCCGUGGGCCGAGCGCUACAGCGUCUCGCUCGUCUCGCCUAGCUUGGUUCCGAACUAUUUCCCUAGUCUUCGUGUGAUCGACUACAACAUCUCCGGGUUGGAAGGCGCUGCAGUUUGGCCCGUUUCCUCAGAUCACGCCGAGGAAAACGUCUCCGACUUUGACGACUAUACCGAGCUCGAUACCCCCGAGUCCAGUGAUGACUCCAUCCCCGAAACCCAGAAGAAGAAGAAGAAGAACAAAAAGAAGAAGGGCAAGAAGCCCAACUUCAAGGUGCCAGAAGGCCCUUCCCCGACCACACCCCCCGGCCCUGCCUACUCGAAUCAGCCAUUCACUUUACUCGGCUACACCCAAUACUACGCCAACAUCACCCGAAUCCAAGAGGAGAUCGACGCAAACCCAUCCGACGACCCUCGCCUCGAUUUCGAGAUCGAGUACACCACAAAUGAUGAUGUGUACCAGAUGAAAGAUCUCACGGUGCGCAGCUUCUUCCAGCUCGCAGGCAGAAUAGCCGACGAGGAUGCCCAAGCCGAGACCAGUCUGGACGCCGAUUCGUCGGCCAAGAAAAAGAAGUCCAAGAAGGCGAACAAGGUCUGGCGGGCAUUUUUGCGACGAGCCUUUGUUGGAUAUGAGGAUAUUGACGACUUGGAUUAA
This is a messenger RNA of Penicillium brevicompactum, 1815 nucleotides long. RefSeq names its product endopolyphosphatase. Gene Ontology annotation, cellular component: fungal-type vacuole; membrane. The record is from RefSeq and is a predicted model, not a curated record. The transcript is spliced from 2 exons. The coding region runs from base 1 to 1815 and encodes 604 amino acids. NCBI's taxonomy places the organism in Eukaryota, Fungi, Ascomycota, Eurotiomycetes, Eurotiales, Aspergillaceae. Gene Ontology annotation, biological process: polyphosphate catabolic process. Gene Ontology annotation, molecular function: endopolyphosphatase activity; exopolyphosphatase activity.